Messenger RNA from Micromonas pusilla CCMP1545, 1881 nucleotides. RefSeq lists its product as uncharacterized. The coding region runs from base 1 to 1881 and encodes 626 amino acids. Lineage: Eukaryota; Viridiplantae; Chlorophyta; Mamiellophyceae; Mamiellales; Mamiellaceae. The transcript has 2 exons. The record is from RefSeq and is a predicted model, not a curated record.
AUGCCGCCUCGCGUCGCGGUGCUGCCCACGUCGCUGAUGGCGCCGAGGUUGCUCGCGCGCGCUUCCGUCGCUUCCGUCUCCGCGUCGUCCGAGGGCGGCGGCGGCGGCGGCGGUGGCGGCGGCGGCGGCAUCCCGUCGUGGUCCAUGUCGUCGUCCCCUCCCGCUCCCGCUCCGGGCGGCGGCGGCGGCGGCGGCACCGGGGGCAUGUCUCCCUCGUCCAUCGCCGCGCUGGGCGCCGCCGCGGGCUGCUCCUUCGCCGUCUGCUUCCUGACUUCCACGCCGAUGCCGUGCACGAACUCUUGCGUGUCGCUGAAGACGACGUCCCUCCCUGCGGCGCCGCCGUCGCCGUCGCCGUCGCCGGGGGCGUCCAUCGCGCGCCUCGCCGCGGCUUCUCUGACAACCUCCUCGCGCGCUUUCGACGCGUCCUUCGCCGCGGCGACUCUCCGGCUGCGCGCGAGCGCGCGCGCGAGCUCUUCGUCCUCCGCGUCGUCCUCGCCCGCGUCCCCGGCCAUCUCGGCUAAGAUUUUUUCAUCCGUCUUGAGCUUCGCCUUGGUCAUCGCGGCUUCGAACCGCAUGUCCUUCUCCUUGCGCUCCGCCUCCGCCUGCGCCUUCAUCUCCUCGCCGCGUUUCUUCCUGUUCCCGAGCUCGCUCGUCCCGGCCGCGAUCGCCUGCGCUUCUAAGAUCUUCACGAAAUCCUCCUCGGGCUCUUCUUCUCUCUUCUCUCUGAGUUUCUUCCUGCGUUUCUUUUUAGGCUUGUUAAACUUCGCCGCCGCCUGCGCUUCAACCUCCGCGGCGGUCAUGAAAUCCUUCCCCCGCGUCUUCUCGAACGUCGCCGUCUCCUCCGUCGCGUUCACCGACACGCCCCCCAAACUCGCGGCGAGCUUCCUCUUGAUCUCCUCCUUACGUCGCAGCUCCGCGGCGGCCACCGCGCCGCCGUCGUCCAACGUCAACCCCUCCGCCUCCGUCGUCUCGUCGUACUUCCCGAGCACGGUCUUUCCGUUCGCGUCGUUCGCGUCGUCCUCCUCCCCGAACGGGUUCUUCGGCGUCUUCUUAGACGCCGCCUUGCUCUUCUCUCUGCGCUUGUUCUCCGCGAGCAGCACGUUCUCGAGCUCGUCCGUCUCGUCGUUGAUCGCCGAGCGUCUCUCGUCCAAGAUGGACGCGUCCUUCAACGUCAUCACCACCGUCUCUCCCUCGCGCACCUCGUCCACGCCGUGGCCAACCUUCAUCCCGGCGAGGUCCUUCGCGGUGUACGCGGAGGACUUCGAUUUGUUCGCGCCGAAGGAAUUGGGUCCGUCUUCUCCGAGAUCUUCGUCGUCCUCGAGGUCCUCCGCGUCGUCGUCUUGCUCGGCGAGUUUCUUCGCGAGCGCCUCCGCCUUGGCGCGAUCUUCCGCGCGCUUCUUCUCCUCGAUCGCGCGCGACUUGUUCACCCAGCUCGCGAGGUCGUCGUCCUCCUCGUCUGGUGCGUCGCCGAGCUGCUUCGUCGCCUUGUUGCGCUGGUCCAUGAGUCGUCGCUCUUUCGCGGUCGCGAUCCGCUCGCGCACCGCCUCCGUCUCCUUCUCCGCCUCUCGCUCGCGUCGGAUCUGGAGCGCGGCCUCCUCGUCGUCGCGGCGGGCUCUCUCGCGGUCGCUGACGCCCUCGCGGAGGGGUUUCAAGCCGAGCUUCUCGCGGACUCUGUUCGUCUCUUCGAGGGACAUCGCGACCUCCCCGCCCGCGUCCGUCGUGUGGACGUUGAGGUCAUCGGGGAAGUCCUCCAUCUUGGUCGGGGCCUCGCCGUCCUCGUGCAUCUCCUCGUCGCCCAUCGCGCGGCGCGUCGAUCAGUGCUCCUUCUGUUCGAACGAGCGCGAGCGCCCCUCAAAAAAGCAACGACGGCGAUUGAAUUGA